AAACAACCGAUCAUGUGUGAUGCUCAGAAUUAUCCUGGUGUUUGAGAAUUAGCAUCAGGUCAGCAUAUUUACAUGUGUGAAGCUUUUCAGUUACUCUCAUUUAUUCUCCAGACAGCUGUUUAGACAAUAGGAAAUUAAAUCAGUUUUGCUAAAGAGUUUGCACUUACUGGGGCCUCAAGUUAGUCAGGAAAUCGAAACUCGAGGGAAUUAGCAGACAGAAGGAAAAAAAUGGAAAGCAAGAAAGAGGUGGAAGUGGAGUUGGAGGAGAUUGCAACGGUUGAGGAGGAUAAGGAGAAAGAAAAUCAGGAGAAGGAGACAAAAGAAGAGGCCAUAGCUGAAGGGAAUAUUUACUCCACUCUCACCAGUCCGUCUGAGCAUGAAUAUGGCGUGCCCUCUUCAGUUCGCUCUUACUCAGUAAAUAAAGAUCCAUCGCAAGAUAUUCACCGGAAACUCCGUGUUUACCGCAUCGUUUCGCUGGUUCUCUUUGUCAUCUGCGUCAUUUUGCUGAUUGUGGUCCUUGUUCUGUUUAUAAAGUUGACUGGAGCGCAGCCAUGUCAGAAGAUAGAGCAGAUUCAAAGGUCUCCACCAGAAGAGGAAUGCAGCUUGAAGAAAUGCCAUGAGGUUUACCAACUGCCUCAGCAUCUGUGCACUGAAUGUGGCAAGGGCUGGCUGAGGUUUGAGAAUACUUGUUACUUCCUGUCUCAAAACCGUUUCACCUGGCAGCAGAGCAGGCAGGAAUGCCAGAGAUUGGGAGGAGAUCUUGCUGUCAUCACUAAUGAACGUGUGCAGAUGUAUCUGAGUAGGAAAGGGAGUUUGCACUACUGGAUUGGGCUAAAUCAUUUGGGGACAAAUGAAUGGACAUGGAUUAACAACACUGUAUCGACAGUGAGAUAUUGGGGAGACCUUUCCUUACCUGGAGAGUGUGCCAUCCUGGCUGGAAAUGAACCACCUGAACGGAGCUGGCGCCCAUCUUCCUGCAGCUUAUACUUACAGUACAUCUGUCAGAAGAUGUAGAUGUCCGAACAUCAUCUACACUAGGGCUGUGCAAAAAAUCGAAUGCGAUUUUCAUGCGCAUCUCCUCAGUAAAGGCGCUCCUGUGAUUAGUAGUAUAUCUCCAGCAAAUUGAUUUUAAAAUCGCAGGCGAUUCUUUGUCGAUUUUGAAAGCGAUUUUGUGUAGCUUGUCGGUGGACUAUGGCUCUGUGUAGUAAAUGCCGCUCCACCUGAACCAGUGUUGCCAAGUCUGCGGUUGUUUUUCAUGUCUGUGGGUUGAAGCAACCCCAAUACCAAUAACGUGAUAUUUAGCCCCUAAAAUGCAAAUUUUACCAAGGCAACCCUGCCAAAAAACGUAUAUUUUAACCCUGGGACACAAUUUUUAUCGGGGAACCUCCUGGAAACGCGAUUGGGCUAGUUUUGGACUCGUUUUGAGAAGCAACUGGGCAGGAUUUGUUGUGAAAACCUGGCAACCCUGAUCUUAACGCACGUGCUGGAGAUAUACUACUAAUUACAGGUGCGUCUUUACUAAUGAGAUGCGCAUGAAAAUCGCAUUCAAUUUUUUGCACUGCCCUAAUCUACACCCACUGAAAUCACCUAUAUAUGGAUAUCAUUACUCAACAAAUACUCAAGAUAAUCAUCUUUUCUCUAAAGAUUCUAGUCAGAAACAGGGACGUUUGGGUCAUCAACACAGCAUAAAGCUUUUAUUGUACAACGUGCAUUAUGAAGCAUUAUAGAUGCAGUAUAAAACAGUUUUAGAAAUGGUCCCGUUUAUUUGUAUUACAGUUGCACUUAUUUCUAAUUGUACUGAUCAUUUACACAAAGUUUAUUUGCACUAAAUAUGUCUAAUGUUCACACGAUUUACUGAACUGCAGAUACUUUCUCUUUAAACUGUCUCUUUUGUAUUGCUUAAUUAAACAUACAUACAACAUUUAACAAUUUAACAAUAUCGAUGGUGCACAGUUUAGCUUUGUCUACCCAGUACAACACAUAUAUUUGUAUAUUAAAACACAUAAAUAACUCAGAAUUACUUAACAGGAACCCUUUAAAUAUGUCAUAUCACCCAAAAAUUACUACUUGAUCUUGAGCCAUUUUUAGAUAUAAUUGGUAUCUAGACAAUCCACAUUUUCUUCCUUUUCACAUUCUAUACUCUGCCGAAUGAGCUCCCAGCAUUUUUUUGGUUUCCUCUGGAUUUUAGGCCUGUUUUCCACAGUAAAACUAAUCUGCUGUGGAUCAUUUCCAGGGUCACUCUUGCCUGUUUCCUCCCUCUCCUUAGCUGGUACUCCAUCCUUUGAGAACGCGUUAAUGUAGCGUUUCAUCUUUUGCACCAAUAGGUCAUUGCGAUCCUCCACUCUGGAAUCAUGAGAUAUUGUUAAUAAAUAAGACGAAUCAAA
This is a messenger RNA of Cyprinus carpio (common carp), 2384 nucleotides long. RefSeq names its product CD209 antigen-like protein C. NCBI's taxonomy places the organism in Eukaryota, Metazoa, Chordata, Actinopteri, Cypriniformes, Cyprinidae. The record is from RefSeq and is a predicted model, not a curated record.